Penicillium pulvis is the source of this 2589-nucleotide messenger RNA. RefSeq names its product C6 transcription factor FacB/Cat8 (gene facB). Gene Ontology annotation, molecular function: DNA-binding transcription factor activity, RNA polymerase II-specific; zinc ion binding; DNA binding. The record is from RefSeq and is a predicted model, not a curated record. Gene Ontology annotation, biological process: regulation of DNA-templated transcription; DNA-templated transcription. The transcript has 3 exons. The coding region runs from base 1 to 2589 and encodes 862 amino acids. NCBI's taxonomy places the organism in Eukaryota, Fungi, Ascomycota, Eurotiomycetes, Eurotiales, Aspergillaceae.
AUGCCUGGAAUUUUACCCAUGAAAGUGAUCAAGGUCGGAGGCACCGGCGUACAAAGCAGGAUCGCUCAGGCGUGUGACCGGUGCCGAAGCAAAAAAAUACGGUGCGACGGCGUCCGACCAUGCUGUACACAAUGCGCCCAUGUCGGAUUCGAAUGUAAAACGAGUGACAAGUUGAGUCGCCGCGCCUUUCCCCGAGGAUAUACAGAGUCUCUCGAGGAGAGAGUACGGGCUCUUGAAUCAGAAGUGAAAGAGUUGAAGAAUCUGCUGGACGAGAAGGACGAGAAAAUCGAUGUUUUGUCGCGGAUACACUCUUUUUCGCCUUCGCAACGCGCGGCCCCCAUUCGGUCUCCCUCCUCAUCCGCAACCACGAAGUCGAACCCGGAUGAAUCGGAGGGCGUUAUUCAUGUUGAAGGACUGUCUCGUCAAUCUCCUUUGCAGUCUUCUGAUAACCCUUAUACUGCUCUGUCCAGCACUAAUGGAUUUUCCGGAGUUCUCACCGAUAAUAUUAUCAGUCAAGGAAAAUCAACUACGAAACUCCCAACUGAUGCACUGACAAAAUUAUCGCCACCUGUGUCUCGUGGCAUGCUUAAUCAACCUAUCAAGACACCACCUCGUCUGGUGUCAGACCAACUCAUUAAUAUCUUCUUCCAAGAAUGGGCGCCUUUGUACCCUGUGGUGCAUCGCCCAACCAUCUUGAAGGCAUAUGAACAAUAUCUAAAUGGUUCUGACUCAUUGAAGAACGACAUGCACAUGAUGGCGCAGUUGAAUUUGAUCUUCGGAAUUGCGGCUCUUUCGUCGAGUUCACGGACUAACCAAGACCCUGCAUUCUUUGAGGAGAACUGGUCAAGCCCACUAGAUUCAUUCUCCAGUGAAACGUCAAUGAAAAGUUUACAGUGCUUCGUUCUCGCUCAAGUUUACUGCAUGACCAAAGCCGACUAUCGCAGUUUGUUGCGCUACCGCGCUCUGGCUGUGGAUGUUUGUCACCAGCUCAGACUGAACCAGGAUAUUACGCCGUCUAACCCGCUGGAAGGGGAGACUUGCAAGAAAGUCUUCUGGUGUCAGUAUGUGAUGGAUCGAUUUUCGUCUGCUCUGACUGGAAUGCCCGUUCUUCUGCGCGAGUCUGAUAUCCAGGUCGAGUAUCCCGUUGAUGUGGACGAUGAGUACGUCACCGAGACCGGCUUCUUGCCGACUCUUCCUGGCGAGUCCACCCGUUUAUCCAGCGCCCUCGCGCUCUUUGGCGUUUCCCGGAUUUUGAACAAGGUGUUGGAAGACCUGUACCCUUCCAAGGCUGGGUACAAAAUUCAUGUGUCCAAGAUGCGUGUGGUCACAGAGCAGUUGGAUGAAUGGCUCUCGAAGCUGCCUCCUCACCUUCGCCUCGAGUUUUCCCAAGACAAGCCCAGCACAAACGUGACAAGUAGUCGUUCGCCUCUUUUGUCCCUUGUGUACUUCUUCAUUCGUUCUCUGAUCCAUCGCCCUGCUGUGUGUUUCGCCGACGAAAAUCUGCGUUCUCGCUCAGUUCUAGCAAUGUCCGACUCUUCGAAACAUCUUAUUCAGAUUCUGCAACUUCUUGAUGAACGUCGACUUUGUCUUUCAUUCAGUCUUAAUCGCAAGGAAUUAGUGUAUUUUGCUGGUCUUGGACUCUUGUGGCAGACCAUUGGCCUGAAACGCGACAGCAAGCUGGCGAAGGAGAGCCAAAAACUUCUCGCUACAGCGACACAACAACUGGGAACAGAGUCGGCUGCCGCGGCUGCCGAGUUUGCUCAGCUCGUCAACACUCUGAUGCCUGUCGACAAGCAAACAAACGAGAUGGCGGCCCCAAACAAGCCAUCCAGGUCCCCGAAGAAGCAGCUGCAGUCGCUGAAGUCCCGUAUCUCAUCAAGCAUGGGUCGUGACCAAGCCUCCAAGCAAGCCUCGCCUUCUCGCCGGAACACCGUCUCCGGUGCCACUGUUCCAGCCGCUGCCCAGUCUCUUCGCUCCCCCAGCUGGAACAGCCUACCUCCUUCACAGCCAGAUGAUCUUGCGAACCCCCACUACCAGAAUGGCAGGCAUUCCUUGGAUCUUUCCUCGGAUCCCCAGAUGUUGUCAUCCGCGGGAUACGACUACACUCGACACAUGUCCAGCUCAACUCCUACCGAUGCCAAUGGUGCCAUUACAAUGGCAGAUUGGGAGUAUGUUUUAAGUGAUAUGGAUCGCGGAUACUCAAACAUUUUUACUGGUAUCUAUGGUGGCAAAGAGUGUGGAGAAGACCCUGGGCCGUUCGCAUCUAUCACUGCCGAGUACAGCCGGAAGCCGAACGACGGCACGCUCGCCAUCCCUUCGCCGUCCGAUAUGGUCAAGCUAUCGCCCGAGUCGUGGUCCGCCAGUAGUGGCGACUUUGCACCUCAACAGGAGCAUACUGCACAGAGUGUUUUGAGUUACUCAGGUGAAAGCAUGAGCAGUGAGGAUAAUUUACAGGCGCUCGGUGAUGCUUCGGGCCACCCGGAGGAUAUGAGUCUGUUUGACCCAUUUCACGGUCUUUCAAUGCCGCCCAAGGAAGACAUUGAUGAGUUGGCUCUAGUCAAUGGUUGGGAUCGUCGACUGGUCGUUUGA